AUGAACACCAGCACCGACAUAAUUACCGGCACAAAUCAAAAGAAGGGUGUAUUUUGGAAGAGAGUCUUGGACGCAUACGAUGCUGCCAGGGAAUCGAAUGCAGAUGAAAUAUCCCUACGAACUAUUAGUAGUUUGAAGGGAAGGUGGAUGCGAAUCUCUGAAGCCGUGUUAAAGUGGUGCGGAAGCUAUGAUAAGGCCCGGAAGCGAAAGGGAAGUGGCUAUAACGAAGAUGAUGUUAUCCAAGAGGCCCACAAAAUCCAUGAGAACUCAUUCGGACGAUUCACCUUCUACGAGGAAUGGAUCCAAUUAAGGAAGUGGGACAAAUUCCGGUCUUUCUUGGACCAACAAACAUUCAAGCCUUCGGUGGGACGUCCACAUUCAACUCCACUGACGGAUGAGUCUGUAGGGAGCGGAAGUAGUGGGAAGAGGACACGGGAUGAGGGUGACAAUUCCUCACCUACCACACCAACCAGCGUGGGUGUCGGUGAUGAGAGAGUAGCUCGUGCUGAAGGUAUUAAAAAGGCUAAGUCGAGAUUGAAGGGUAAAGCUCCAUCAAGUCAAGCAUUUAAGGAAUUAGAAACAUUCAACAGCCGAUUGCAGCUACUUGGGGAUUCGAUGAAUGUGUCAAACGAAGCAGAAAUGAAGAGACUUGAAAUACAGGAGCGCAAGGAGGCAAGGAAACAACGGAAAAUUGAGCUAGAGCAAUAUAGGAUCAACUGGGAGCAACUAUCUCGUCUAGAACAGAAAGUAAACCGAGAACAGUGGGAAGACGAAAUGAUAGUAAUACUUCGGAACAAUAUUCAACGUUUCAAUAAUGAUGCUUAG
Messenger RNA from Chenopodium quinoa (quinoa), 825 nucleotides. RefSeq names its product glutathione S-transferase T3-like. The record is from RefSeq and is a predicted model, not a curated record. Bases 1 to 825 code for a protein of 274 amino acids. Lineage: Eukaryota; Viridiplantae; Streptophyta; Magnoliopsida; Caryophyllales; Amaranthaceae. The transcript has a single exon.